CGUACCGUGGCCUCAGGAGCGCUGGUAGCAUGAGGCGGGUCACCCUGUUCGUUAAUGGCACCCCCAAGAACGGGAAGGUGGUGGCUGUUUAUGGGACAUUAUCAGAUUUGCUGUCUGUGGCUAGUAAUAAGCUUGGAAUAAAAGCGACCAGUGUGUACAAUGGGAAAGGUGGACUCAUUGAUGAUAUCGCAUUGAUUAGAGAUCACUUUGUACAUUUCAUCAAUGUAGAUCCUCAGACAGACGUAAAAUUUCAUGAAGAACUAACAGGGUCGCACACGGAUUGGUUAACACUAAAUGUUGGAGGCCGAUACUUUACAACUACACGGAGCACUUUAGUUAAUAAAGAACCUGACAGUAUGCUGGCCCAUAUGUUUAAAGAUAAAGAUGCCUGGGGGAAUAAGCAGGAUCACAGGGGAGCAUUCUUAAUUGAUCGCAGUCCAGAAUACUUCGAACCAAUUCUGAACUAUUUGCGUCAUGGGCAGCUCAUUGUAAACGAUGGCAUUAAUUUGCUAGGUGUUUUGGAAGAAGCCAGAUUUUUUGGUAUUGAUUCAUUGAUUGAACAUCUGGAAGUAGCUAUUAAGAAUUCUCAGCCAGCUGAGGAUCAUUCUCCUAUAUCCCGGAAGGAAUUUGUCCGAUUUCUGCUGGCAACCCCAACUAAGUCUGAACUGCGCUGUCAGGGUCUAAAUUUCAGUGGUGCAGAUCUCUCUCGGUUAGAUCUUCGAUACAUAAACUUCAAGAUGGCUAACUUAAGCCGCUGCAACCUAGCCCAUGCCAACCUUUGCUGUGCAAAUCUUGAACGAGCUGACCUCUCUGGAUCAGUGCUUGAUUGUGCAAACCUACAAGGUGUAAAGAUGCUCUGUUCCAAUGCAGAAGGGGCAUCGCUGAAAGGAUGUAAUUUUGAAGAUCCCUCCGGCCUUAAAGCUAACCUGGAAGGUGCUAACCUGAAAGGUGUUGACAUGGAAGGAAGUCAGAUGACAGGAAUUAAUCUAAGAGUUGCAACUUUGAAAAAUGCAAAGCUGAAAAACUGUAACCUCCGAGGAGCAACUCUGGCAGGAACUGACUUAGAAAAUUGUGACUUAUCGGGUUGUGAUCUACAGGAAGCUAAUUUGAGAGGCUCUAACGUAAAAGGAGCUAUCUUUGAAGAGAUGCUGACGCCUUUACACAUGUCUCAGAGUGUCAGAUAGGACCUGGCACAGUUGACUGGAAGAAUACUUGCUGAAGAGGAAGAAAUGAAAACACUUAUCGUGACUUUCUUUCUCUACCCACUCCCUUUAUAAUCUAGACAUACCAUUUAUUAGACAAUAACUUAUAUCCUCAGUAGUGCCUAAGGAAACACCUCUGGUCACUUUUGGGGGGAGGGGGCUUUUAUUUAAUAGGUGUAGGAAUAGACAUUGUUGCUACCUUUUGAAUGGAGAUAGGGAAGUGGGCUAGUUUUAGAACCAGAAUGUUAUGUAUUUUUUUAAAAUAGUCUUGUUUUAGCAUCACCUCAUUUUGGAAUGCAUUUUUAGGAUUUUAAUUUAUAAAGCACAAUAUAUGCAAUUAUAUUUAUUACAUUUGUAUCUGCAAUAUAAAUAUAUGAAAUGUUAGUCACAUACAGUAGCAGAAAUGUUCAGGUUUACAAUUAGCAUUAGUAUAUUUACAGUUAGUUUCUUUAUUCAUGCACAGCAUAUUAAAUGAUGAAUGUGGUGGGGAUAGAGUUCCCAAAACAUUUUUUCCAGGUACUUUCUUUUGGGAGGGGCAGGGGGAGUGACAGCAUUUAAAUAAGUCAUCACAGGUAACACUGCCUGGUAGUAGCUUGAAUUUAGGUAUGCAGUGGCUCAACCAACUUCUGAAAUAUACAGUGGAAGCAUCUUUGCAACUCUAUCUUCACUAGAAAAUCUUCAUGCACAGCAGAGCUUUGUUAUAAUCAGAACUUAAAGGAGCAUGUUCCAAGACGCAUACUACUUAUUUAGUCCUUUCGAUGUCAGUGUGGAGUGCUGACAAGUGAAAAAUCUAUCUAGCUUAUUCGUGUCCCUUCUAGCACCAAGCCUAAGUGCAUGUGGUUUUUUUUGUUUGUUUGUUUUUU
Terrapene triunguis (Three-toed box turtle) is the source of this 2065-nucleotide messenger RNA. RefSeq names its product potassium channel tetramerization domain containing 9 (gene KCTD9). Gene Ontology annotation, biological process: protein homooligomerization. The transcript has 12 exons. NCBI's taxonomy places the organism in Eukaryota, Metazoa, Chordata, Testudines, Emydidae. The coding region runs from base 30 to 1184 and encodes 384 amino acids. Gene Ontology annotation, molecular function: protein binding. The record is from RefSeq and is a predicted model, not a curated record.